Molecule: messenger RNA, 681 nt
Organism: Darwinula stevensoni
Lineage: Eukaryota; Metazoa; Arthropoda; Ostracoda; Podocopida; Darwinulidae
Source: the annotation of a GenBank genome assembly
CCAUGGAGCCACUGAUGAACCACCCAUCACGUCAUCCACGAUGCCUCUCACCCCAAUAGGAACCUCCACCUUCCCUUAUCCGCUCUUAUCUUUCCCCUGUGAAGUCAUUCCAGCUCGGGAAGCGAGGCGGAGAGGAUGUUCCUUUCAACGUCGCAAUUCGAUCGGCUGCUAGACAAGGCCACGAGCCUCCUGCUGCUCGAGGCAGACCUGGAAGCGACGCUAAGGCUCUGCGACUCCAUCCGACAGGGGGACACACAGCCCAAGUAUGCCCUGAAUGCUCUCAAGAAGAAGCUGUACGACAAGAAUCCUCACGUGCAGCUCUUCUCUCUGCAGGUGUUAGAAUCCUGGAUGAAGAAUUGCGGCGGACCGAUCCACGAAGAAGUCGUGACUCGGGCGUUCAUGGACGAGCUGCAGGAAUACAUCCACGGCUCCAACAACGAGAAGGUCCGAUCCAAAAUCCUGGAACUCGUCCAGGUCUGGGCCUACGCGUUCAGGAACGAGCCCCGCUACGAGAUCGUCCAGGACAGAGUGUUCGCACUGAAAGCGCAGGGCCUCUCCUUCCCGACGCUGAAAGAGAGCGACGCGAUGUUCUCCUCCUCCACCGCACCCGAGUGGGUGGACGGCGAACGCUGCCACCGCUGCCGCGACUCCUUCUCCCUCGUGCGACGAAAGGUUCCCCUC